UAAAGAGGCGAUUUUGUCUCCUCGCUUCCACACUCACCCUCGAGCUCCCUUGGGACAACUGCCGACCGCUUCUGCACGUCAAUCUACAUCAACUUUCACUUCUUAGACAUGAAGGUGUUCGUUUUCUCGGUUUUGUUGGCCUUGGCUUCCGCUGCGCCGCAAGGAAGGGAUGAUCUGUCGAAACUAGAGGAGGAAACUCAAUAUGUGCCGCAACCCUUCGCCUACAACUACAACAUCGCGGACGAGAUCGGGGCGGUGCGGGCGGCCCACGUGGAGGAGGGCGACGGCGACGGCAAAGUCCGCGGCUCCUACUCCUACGUGAGACCCGACGGAGUCCUGCAGACGGUCAGGUACAUCGCCGACGAGGACGGCUUCCGGCCCGAGAUCCUGGAAGAGGCGGCGCCGGGCUUCGAGCUGGCCAACCCCUCCGGCACGUCCAAGUUCACCGUGCAGCUCCCCCACGCGGAGGAGUUCGGCGUGGAGCUCUCCGCCGAAGAGUACGAGCAGUACAAGGAGGCUGCCAGACUGAGAGAGCUUGAGGAGCAGAGCCAGAAGGAGAACCAGAGUUAGGGCUUAGAGCUUAGAGCCAGGGAUUGGAGACUGGAGCUUAGGUUUGAGCCAGAGCUACUGUAGAGCCUGGGUUCAAGCCUGAGCUAUAGUAGAGCCUGGCUGAGAGCUUAGGUUCAAGCCGGAUCUACUGUAGAACCCGGGUUAGUGCUUAAGUUCGAGCCGAGAGCUACAGCAGAGCUCAUCAAAUACAACAAUAAGCUAGAGUUAAGGACUAAAAAAAAAUAAUAAAAAAGAGAUCGCGCGCUUGGGCACAUCAUCAAUUUCUUUACCAGGCCAGGGCCGUCCGCGGGAAACCGUAAGCUCAUCAGAAUGAUUCAUCAUCUUCUUCAUAAUUUUCAACUUCACAUCUUUUCCCAUUUCCAUCCACGAUGAUCAAACUGCACAACGAAUUCGGAAAUACGACGGGGACUUGCCUGAGAAACCGCCACCAUUUUCCUCUUCGUUAUGUGUAUUGCGUUUAUAUGUUAAGUCUCGUAGUGAUGUAAUGACGGCGUUACGCUCCGUUACACUGUGAUAUGCCUGUUUUAUCAUAGUUUAAACUAUUAAAACUAUCAUAAAAAUA
Molecule: messenger RNA, 1132 nt
Organism: Penaeus monodon (black tiger shrimp)
Lineage: Eukaryota; Metazoa; Arthropoda; Malacostraca; Decapoda; Penaeidae
Product: cuticle protein CP14.6-like
Exons: 4
Coding region: 109-570 (153 amino acids)
Cellular component (GO): chitin-based extracellular matrix
Molecular function (GO): structural constituent of chitin-based larval cuticle
Source: RefSeq, a predicted model, not a curated record